CUUUAUUAAGUAUUAGCUGUUUAGCAUACAAAAAAUAUCUUAAAUUUUUUUUUAUAAUGAAACGAUAAACAAAUGUACGAUCACAAUAUUUGUUCACUUAAAAAUAUGGAAAAAUUAAUAAAUUUACCAGAAAACAUCUCUUCAAACUUUGAAAAAUCGCAUUCGAAACAAGAUGUGACCGGAAGCUUAGAUGACUCCUAUGGAGGUUGUGCGGAGAAUAAAUAUGGGUUAAAUUCCUUAUCCGGCUCCAUCAAUAAUCAUUUUUCUGCAUUCUCUCAGGACACUUAUCAACCCCAUCAUCCACCUUUUCAUUCGCCUUUUUUCCAGCUACCUACCGCCUAUUAUACCGGCUUAACGCCUUAUUAUCCGAUUGUCAUAUCUUCGGCCCCUACUUUGAUCUACGAUACUUUAAGCCGACCAACAUCUAAAUGUGUGGACGAACCACAUAAUUUUAUGUGCGGGAUAUAUAACAACCUGGAUUUGAAGGAUGAUAAAGAACAAUUCGUACCGAAUAAAGACGCUACAAAAAAAUCACCUCUAAAUGACCCUGAUUUACCUAUCAUAGUUUCUAAGCCGAGUUCUGAAGAUUCGGCGAUAAUUACGAUUCCUAAACUCCGUCUAAGUUCCCCGACAAACGGCCACCUCGCGAAUAACCAUGAUUCCUCUUUUCUUAAUUCUUACUGUAGCACUCCUCCAUUCUCCACCUUCCAUGCUUACACUCACAUACCUUCUAUAAUGUCCAAUCUUUCCGAUAUUCCACUCAAGCCAUCUAUCAUCGAUCCUACCAUCAAUCACACUUCAGGGAUUCUUGAACAAACAACGAAUAACAAUGGCAAGGGUGACAACAUAGGGUUCGGGUUUACUCAAGAUCAAAUUGCGUGCGUGUGCGAGGUUUUGCAACAAUCUGGUAACAUAGAAAGAUUGGCUCGAUUUUUAUGGUCCCUUCCAAGGGAGUGCCCCCAUUUGCAUUCUAACGAAAGCGUUCUUAAAGCUAAAGCAGUUGUAGCAUUUCACACAUCUGACUUCAAAUCGCUUUACUUUAUCCUGGAGAAUAAUGAAUUUUCGUGUCAUAAUCAUUCCAAGUUGCAGCAAAUUUGGUUGAAAGCGCACUACCUCGAGGCGGAAAAGGCUCGAGGGGGUAGACCUCUAGGAGCUGUUGGCAAAUACAGGGUUAGAAGGAAGUUUCCUUUGCCCAGGACAAUAUGGGAUGGGGAAGAGACUAGUUAUUGCUUCAAAGAAAAAUCUCGCGGCAUUUUGAGAGAUUCUUACCGAGCUAAUCCAUAUCCUUCCCCAAGGGAAAAGAGAGAGUUAUCGGGUAUCACCGGUUUAUCCUCAACCCAAGUUAGUAAUUGGUUUAAAAAUAGACGACAAAGAGAUAGGGCAGCCGAAAUUAGAGAAAAGGACGGCAUUAAAUACUCUGACAACGAAGAUGACACUAAAACAGUCUCAUCCUUCGAAGAAAAAGAUAAAAACCUCGAUAUCGAUUCCACGAAAGAAAAAUACAACUACAUUGAAGAUCCCCAGGAUGGUUAUAGCUCAUCCGAAGCUGGGGACGAUAGAUUUGCUGAUUCAUUGCUCACUGAUAAUGAUUGUGGAGCUGGAUACGAGCGAAUAUAUGCCGUAAACAUGACCUCCGUAAAUAGCGGUAACAAUAACCAUUGCGCUUAUUCCGUUGCGUCCUCCCUUCAUCCUAGCAACUACAUAAAUUACACGAAUCUUGAUAAUAUCUGCUCUCAAACUGGAGAUAACGUGAGCCACAUAAUUAACGAUAUAAACAGGGGACUAAGUGAUACAGGGUAUAAUGGUUCUGCGAUGUUCCCCUUUUUCGAUACAUCACAACAUAAAUCCAAUAUAAGCCCAGAAUUUUUGCCCUUGAAUAAAAGGAUCAAACAUUAUUAAACAUCCAUGGUAUUUAACUUAAUACUUGCAUAUCUUAUGAAAUUGAGUGUAACGAGUUUUCAUAAGAUAUUACAAUUGUAUACGCUAGAUAAUUUUUCAUUUUUUUUAUGUGAUUCGCUAGGUCUCACGAUAUUUUAGAAAGGUUUGUGAUUUGAAAUAAUUAUAUAAAAUAUUUACAA
Messenger RNA from Gordionus sp. m RMFG-2023, 2078 nucleotides. RefSeq lists its product as uncharacterized. The coding region runs from base 73 to 1899 and encodes 608 amino acids. NCBI's taxonomy places the organism in Eukaryota, Metazoa, Nematomorpha, Gordioida, Chordodea, Parachordodidae. Gene Ontology annotation, molecular function: RNA polymerase II cis-regulatory region sequence-specific DNA binding; DNA-binding transcription factor activity, RNA polymerase II-specific. Gene Ontology annotation, biological process: regulation of transcription by RNA polymerase II. The record is from RefSeq and is a predicted model, not a curated record. Gene Ontology annotation, cellular component: nucleus; transcription regulator complex. The transcript has 2 exons.